CUGCGUCAGUGGUAGUUGCCGGUUAUUAUAAGCCGAUUUACUUUAGCUGGAAAGCGACACACAUAAUGUCAUGAAUAUCGUUUGCCUUUGUAUAACAAGGCAGCUAGUUUCCAAGAUCGCUACAAUGCUUUUAUUAGUGAACAUUUCGAUACUGGCUUCCAGACCGAAAUAGCGAUAGAGAGACAUGUACACGCGACCUUCGCCGGUGAGUUUAUAACGGGUUUUCACACACCGUUGAUUGAUUGUAAGUUCGUCUGCGUUGUGAAAACGUAGCAUCACAGUGGAGAGGUGCAAUCGACAGGCGUGUGUGUGCAAAAAAGUAGGAAAGUCAUAUGGAUAAACGAAAGUGGUUCUGAUAUUGGAAUUUCAUAACCAGCUAAAGAAGAAAACAACCGGAGAUAUAUUCAAGAUGGCGAUCACAGAAGAUACAAACACCCAUAACAGUGCGGUCCAAUUUAAGGUCUCAAAGGACACCGAAACAGAAGGUGUUGAGCUCACAACAUCUCCUUCUAAGACUGGGAACAAAUCUGCAAACAUAUAUAUUCGCAGGCGUCCUGCACUCUUUGAACGAGCGUCAAAAAGUUGGUGGGACCCCAAGUUUGAUUCCAAGAUCUUAGAAGAUCACUUAUGGAAAAGUUAUUUUCCCCAGACCCGGAGACGUUUCCAAUAUACUCUGAUAUUCGUUGCCAUUGCUUGCAUAGCUUGGAUAAUAUUUUUUACUUCUAUGCAAGAGGAACAUUGGAAACAAUUCACAGCAGGUUCUGGAGCUUUAUUUGUAAUAGUAGUUCUGAUAACUUUGUUCACCAAGACGAGGUUUUAUGAAAGGUUCUACCUUCUGACAUCAAUAGUGUUUACACUCAUUAUUUCAGGUGUGCUGCUAACACCAUUUGCAUUCCAUGAUCGUAACUUGUCAACUGUAGCUACCUUUGCAGGGUCAAUUGAAGUUUUGCUUUUGAUUUACACUUUUAUUCCAAUGCCUUUAUUUGCUGCAGUAAUUGUUGGGAUAACCUUUUCAGUUGGAUAUGAAACGGUUCUUAAUGUUCACAAGGUAAAGGACAAUGUAUGGAAUUCAUAUGAGAUCAUCAUUGCAAAGAUUCUGCUGCAUCUAUGCAUCCAUCUGAUUGGCAUCCAUAUCUUUACAAUGUCUCAGGUGCGAAGGAGAAGUACAUUUUGGAAGAUUGGUCAGUCUGCCAUAGCGAGAAGGGACCUGCAGAUAGAGAAACAGCUGAAGGAAAAGAUGAUCCAUUCUUUGAUGCCUCCAUCAGUUGCAGCUGAUGUGAUGCGUUCCCGAGAAGACAAGGAUGACAACAGUGACGAACUGGCAGAUGGCCGUAAAAAACGUAAAGGCAAGAGGGACAAGGGAGAGAUUAUUUUUAGACCUUUCAACAUGAACAAAAUGAGCAAUGUCAGCAUUCUCUUUGCAGACAUUGUUGGCUUCACCAAGAUGAGCUCAAACAAAACAGCUGAACAUUUGGUAGGCCUGCUCAAUGACCUCUUUGGACGAUUUGACAAACUGUGCACCCAGUCUGGAUGUGAAAAGAUCAGUACCUUAGGAGACUGUUACUACUGUGUCUGUGGAUGUCCAGAACAACGAGAAGAUCAUGCGAGGUGCUGUGUCGAAAUGGGCCUGGGUAUGAUCAAAGCCAUCAAGGAGUUUGAUUAUGAAAACAAUGAAUCUGUAAACAUGCGUGUUGGGGUUCACACAGGCACUGUACUUUGUGGAAUUGUAGGUACCAGACGUUUCAAGUUUGAUGUAUGGUCAAAUGAUGUCACAUUGGCCAACAUAAUGGAGUCCACAGGUCAGCCUGGAAUGGUACAUAUUUCCGAUCCUACAUAUCGGUUUCUGAAAGAUGAAUAUGAAGUUUCUUCAGGGGAAGAUGUGGAAGAUAUCAACACAAACAAAGUCUUGAUAGAACACUAUGACCUAGCGAAGUCCAGUUUUACCAUUCGCCACAAGGAGGAACAAAAUUUGAUUAAGACCUACUUUAUCAUCGGCCGCAAUAAGAAGCCUGGAGAUCCAUCGUCCAGUCCGCCUACUAACUCUAACAGUUACAUGAAUCCUGAAGAUGAAACUACCACCAAGCCUGACGUGAGUGUCGAACAUCUGAAUCCAGUGGAUAUUAAUUUGUCAGAAAGCAAUGCUUUAAUGGAAACAGAGAACGGUGCUAAUGGAGUGACGCCAGCGGCCCUGCUUGGUAGACGUCACAGCAGUGGGUUUUACGCGGGCAGCACGACUUCCCUCGAUCUCAUAAAGGAAGGCAAAGCUACUAUUAACAUUUCAUGUUGUGUGAAAAACAGUCCAUCCACCAGUGAGCGGAAUCACGGAGAGCUAGGCAGCGUGAUGAAUAACUCUAGCUCUCUUAACAAUAACCUCCCGUCACGCUGCGAUUGCCAAAAGCCUAAACAUUCAUCGAGUGUUGAAAACAUUAGGCUAGCUGUCAUACAGAUUCACACUUCAGGUGAUGUGGAGAGCCAGGUUCCGAUCGAUGCGGCGUGGAAGAAGCAGCGUGAGAAGCGUGACAAGGACGACCAGCAGAUCAUCAAGUGUAUCGAGGAGGACGUCAGCAACGACAAGUUCUUCUACGAGCCCAACAUCAACAAGCUGACCCUCAGCUUCCGCGACCGCAACCUCGAGAGCGACUUCCGCAACCACUACCUGGAGAGCGAGCUCUUCAAGGAGGAGACGGUGGCGUCUCCGCGCUACAUCGCGCUGCUGGAGGUGAUCUUCUCGCUGCUCGUCUACAUGUUCAUCACUGUGUGCUGCUGGGCGCUGUUCGACCGCCGCCUGCUGUGGAUCCUCGUGUUCGUCGUCACCCUCAUCAUAGAGCUGCUCAACCUCGUCAACGUCGCCUCCGACGUCUUCUGCCGCGUGCGCAAAAAGCAGCGGUGCGACUCGAUGAUGCGCGUUACGUCCGGUUGGUACUUCCGCAACUUCCUCGGCUCACUGAUUGCCGCGCUCCCGGCCGUGGUGGUGUUCUCGAACCUGUCGUGUGAGCUGAUCGGCAAGAGCUCGCACCACAUUGUCCUCUUCUUCUACUGCGUAUUCGUGGCGCUGCUGCACUUCUGCAACUUCACCAUGCUCAGCUCGUGGAUCAAAACGUGCAUCGCCACCAUCGGCGGGAUGUGUCUGAUCGUCAUCUCCAACGUGACCGUCUGCCCGCUAGACUCUGCAGAUUUUAACAAUAAUACUAUUAGUAAUUCCAGUGGUACUAACGACCCCAAUUAUGUGCCUCUUUUGUAUUAUAACACACCAAAGCACUUUAAUAACUACGAAAUGAUUCUCGAUGUUAUGAUACUGCUGUUCCUCAUCUUCUUCAUCAACCGCGAGUUCGAGAUCAGCUACCGGUCGAGCUACCACGGGAGCGCGCAGGCCGAACAUGACAAGCGGACGAUGCAGGAGAAUAAGGACCAGGCCGACUGGCUGCUGCACAACAUCAUCCCCGAGCACGUGUCGGAGCUGGUGAAGAAGACAUCCAAGUACUCGAAGAACCACAAGGACUGUGGCGUCAUCUUCGCAACGCUCGUCAACUUCAACGAAUUUUACGAUGAGUCAUACGAGGGCGGGCGCGAGUACCUGCGCGUGCUCAACGAGCUGAUCAGCGACUACGAGGUGCUGCUGGACCGUGACGAGUUCCAGGAUGUGGAGAAGAUCAAGACCAUCUGCAGCACGUUCAUGGCCGCCUCGGGACUCAACGAGCAGAACCGCAUGAAGAACAAACACCCGUACGCGCACCUGCACGCACUCCUCAAUUUCGCCAUGGAGCUGCAGAAGGCCGUGAACCGGUUCAACGAGAGCAUAUUCAACUUCGAAUUCAUCCUCAAUGUGGGCUUCAACUUUGGGGAGGUGACCGCUGGGGUCAUCGGCACCACCAAGCUGCUCUACGACAUAUGGGGCGACACCGUGAACAUUGCCAGUCGCAUGUACUCCACCGGCGUGGCCAAUCGGAUUCAGGUGCCAGAGGCCGCGGCCAAUCUACUGUCAGAUGCAUUCGAGUUUGAAUACCGUGGAGAAAUAUUCGUCAAGGGUAAAGGGCAGAUGAGGACAUAUCUUGUUGUGAAAAAUCGGGAAGAUUUCACGGGGUGGAAAAAAAAAAGAGAAAGUUUUUAAACAUUCGGAUAAAUACUCAGCACAUCAUGAAGUGAGCAUUUCAGAAUGGAUGUUAAUGUGAAUAUUUAUGAAUUGCUGACUUUCUUUUUGUUUUUUAAUUUGCUGGUUUUUAUUGUUCCAAUCGGGUCUGAUUGUUGCAAGUUGACUGCAAAGUCUUUAAAAAAAAAAAAAAUUCAGUUGAAGGAUUUGUUGAUCAGUUAGUUGGUCAGUUCAACAUUGCUAGCUGUAAAAUGACAUGUGUAAGGAAUAUGAAUGUGUCUUCUGUCCAGUCAUUCUAACGAGUGAGGAUUUUGAACAGUAUUACACAGACUAGUGUUCAUUCAUAAAGAUGUUUUAAAAAUGCUGGCUAGUCUUAUCACAAAGUAUCAAAGCAACCCACAGAAAUGUGUCCCAAGCCCCAUCCCCCCAACAUAAUUAUGUUUGUGGAUUGGGGUCAUGCUGAUUUGGGAUUUGGGGAAACAUUGGGGAGGGGGGGAAGGUCCAGUCUGAAAUUUUAGUUGGAUCAUAAUUUUUAAACGUUUACUGUAUAAAGAAAAAAAUGCCAACCUCGUUUUAAAAAAGUUUUGUUUUUGUUUUAUUAUGUUCAUUGUUUUCUUUGCAACCACAUUCUUACAUGUUUGUAAUAUAUUUUAGUUUUUGAAUUUAAAACCUGUACAUGAAUUUAUUUUUAUUUUAGAUCCAUUGUUUAUUUCGUUUCCUGUUGAUUUACACAGACUGUAGUCAAUCAUAGUGAAAGAGGUGUAUUUUAUUGAACCUUAUAAAGCUAUUUUAGUAAAGUAAUUAUGUAUAUUUUAAUGAAUCAUAUAACUGUUUUAAUAUCCAUAAAUCAUUUAAAUGUUGUUAUUCUGUAAGUUGGUAAUCAUAUGUAGUUAUGUCUUUAUGUCAGUCAGGUUAUCGGUGGUGAAGGGGGAGAGGGAGGGGUGUAUGUCCUGCAAGGGGAUAUAAUCAGCUUUGGUACUCUUCAAUCAGCUUUCUUUGGUAGGGUUGUUGUUGUUUUUUGUUUGUUUUUAAAGUAAUUUUCAUUUGUUGCAAAAUAUUUCAAAUACGUCAUUACAAAUUUCAAAAUUAUAUUUUUGUAUUUUUCUAUCUGUAGUAAUUUAUUUUCCAAGACCAUUUCUCUUUUUAUAAUCAAUUGUAAAAACCUGGUCCGGCAGUUCCAUACAGAUGACAUUCAUACGGACACAUUACCACCAAGAUUUAGGAGAUGUCGGCAUUUUGUAAAUGAUUUGUACUUAAAUACAACAAAGACAAAUUAAAAAAAUAUAUAUAUAUAAAAAUCCAAAUCUAGUUUGAAUUUUAAAUUAUGACUCAAGUCUUUACUCAAAAUCAUGGCUGGACUGUUGAUAAGAAAUCUUUCUUUAUGAUUGGACUUCAAAGCUAAAGAUAAAUGUUUUAUAAAUAUAAUGCCAGACCCACUCAAGAUUGAUGAAACAAAACCAUAAAAUAAUUCAUAAAAUAAAGCAAGAUCUCUAUUCCAAUUUUAAAAACCCCCGCAUCUCCCCCCCCCCCCCCCAACAAACAAAAAACAAUACAA
Messenger RNA from Gigantopelta aegis, 5642 nucleotides. RefSeq names its product adenylate cyclase type 9-like. The coding region runs from base 410 to 4108 and encodes 1232 amino acids. Lineage: Eukaryota; Metazoa; Mollusca; Gastropoda; Neomphalida; Peltospiridae. Gene Ontology annotation, biological process: cyclic nucleotide biosynthetic process; adenylate cyclase-activating G protein-coupled receptor signaling pathway; intracellular signal transduction. The record is from RefSeq and is a predicted model, not a curated record. The transcript has 7 exons. Gene Ontology annotation, molecular function: adenylate cyclase activity.